AUGGAGCAGCAACAGGCGGACUGCAGCACAGCUGCGAGCUGCUGCAGCACGCCAGCAGCAGCAGCAGAGGCCCCCAGGGCCUCCGCUUUGCCCUCUUUCCUGCGGCGGAUGCUGCCGGACUUUCUGAGCGACAACCCUUACUUCUGCGCUGGCUUUGGCCUUGCAGGCCUGGGUGCUGCUGCUUCCCUCACCCGCGGGGCCGUGCGCACGGCCAAGGCCUUCGCCCGCCGCCGUUUGCUGACUUCUUUGGAGGUCCCCAUAAGAGACCCUGCCUACCCCUGGGUCAUGCAGUGGCUUGUUGCGAAUCCUCCCCCUGCAGGCCGGGCAACGUACAAGAAGCUGGGGCAUCUCUGCGCAGUCAAGCGAAAGCAGCAGCAGCAGCAACGGCAGCAGCAGCAGCAGCAGCAGCAGCUAGAUGUGUGUGAGUUCAGGGGGAAGUGCUCGCUGCACUUGGGAGUGGAGACAACAUACGGCAAGGACGCUGCGGGGAACGUCGAGGCCGUUUUCAACUUCGUCCCGAGCCCAGGGCAGCACUUGCUGCGGUACAAGGGGGCGCUGCUGCUGAUAGACCGGCAGCGCUCUGGAGAGGUGGUGGACUUCAGCUCCGGCUCUCCCUGGGAGACUCUGACGCUCACCACGCUUUCCCUCUACAGAGGCCGCAUCACCGAACUCGCGCUGCUGUUGCUGCUGCUGCUGCCUUGCGCAGUGCAUCCCCUGAAACUGCUGCGGUUAAAGCUCCCUGAGGAAGGCGUGGCUGAGAGCAUCUUGGCGGACGUGCGCCGCUUCCUGGCCUCUUCUCAGUGGUACCUCCAAAGAGGCAUUCCUUACCGCCGGGGCUAUUUGCUGCACGGGCCCCCCGGCUGCGGCAAAAGCAGUUUCGUGUUGGCCCUGGCUGGGGAGUUGAAGUACAGCAUUUGUGUCCUCAAUGUCGCGGACCCCCACUUGACCGACGACAGGCUCCAGUACCUCCUUGCGACAGUUCCCCCGCGCUCUCUGCUGCUGCUGGAGGACAUCGACGGAGCCAUUCGUCGCUCCGAGGCAGCAGACGGAAAGGCUGCUGCAGCAGCAGCAGCAGAUCGGCCUUCCCUCACGCAGCUCUCUCUAAACCCUUUCGGCACAAGAAGCAUCACCUUCAGUGGACUCCUAAACGCGCUUGACGGCGUGGUGGCAACGGAAGAACGCAUCAUAUUCCUGACUACAAACCAUCCGGAAAGGCUGCCCAGCUCCCUCAUCCGCCCCGGGCGCGUCGACCUGAAGGUCCGCGUGGGCUUCGCCACGCCGGACCAGCUCAGGCGCCAGUUCUUCCGCUUUCUGCCGGAUGCCACGGCCGAGACUGCAGAGGAAUUUGUUUCUUUGUUAGCUCCCCUGCAAAUUAGCAUGGCGGAGCUCCAGGGUUUCUUUUUAUUCUGUAGAGAUGACAGCCGUCAGGCCCUCGAAAUGGCCAAAGCCUGGAGAGAGGCGGACCAACAAGUUGUGCAGGAAAUGCAGCUCAAGCAGCAAAGGGAAAUGCAGCAGAAAGAAGAACAGCAACAGCAGCAGCAGCAGCAGCAGCAGCAGCAGCAAAACAGUCCCCAACAGCAAGAGCGAGAGCUGCCGCAGGCGGCGCAGCCACAGCAGCAAGGCAGUUCGCCAAAGAAGGCCAGCUAA
Molecule: messenger RNA, 1647 nt
Organism: Eimeria necatrix
Lineage: Eukaryota; Apicomplexa; Conoidasida; Eucoccidiorida; Eimeriidae
Product: Bcs1 protein, putative
Exons: 11
Coding region: 1-1647 (548 amino acids)
Molecular function (GO): ATP hydrolysis activity; ATP binding
Source: RefSeq, a predicted model, not a curated record